GCGCUUUCAAAUUUCUUGCUAUUCUCGUUUUCGCCUGCUUCUCCGAUGCACUAGAUGGCGCUGUACUGUCAAAUGUCAACACGUGAGCUUGCCAUACCGGAAAUUAUCGCAAACAUGGCGUCCGGCAGUGGGUCGAGUAAGAAUGAGUUCCGUCGGAAGUGGGACAAAGACGAGUAUGAGAACCUUGCGCAGAAGCGUCUCGCUGAGGAGCGGGAAAAGGAGAGCAGAGAUGGGAAAAUCGUGCCGCCGGUUAAGCGGGAGAAUCUGCGGCACCGAGACUACAAAGUGGACCUGGAGUCCAAACUGGGGAAGACCAUCGUCAUCACCAAGACGACGCCCCAGGCUGAGAUGGGCGGCUACUACUGCAACGUGUGCGACUGCGUGGUGAAAGACUCCAUCAACUUCCUUGACCACAUCAACGGCAAGAAACAUCAGAGGAACCUCGGCAUGUCCAUGAGGGUCGAAAGGUCGUCCCUGGAUCAAGUGAAGAAACGCUUUGAGGUGAACAAGAAGAAAAUGGAAGAGAAGCAGAAAGAGUACGACUUUGAGGAGCGCAUGAAGGAGCUGCGAGAAGAGGAGGAGAAGGCGAAGGCCUACAAGAAGGAGAAACAGAAAGAGAGGAAGCGUCGGGCGGAGGACGACGGCGACUUCGAGGACGACGACGAGAUGGCGGCUGUCAUGGGGUUCUCGGGCUUCGGGUCAUCUAAAAAGAGUCAUUGACGGCUCGGGUACGUCGCCGCUGUUGAGGCGGGGGGUGGGGGUGGGGGGGGCUGAAGGAGGCGCACGUGAGACGAAGGACGCACACAUGGCAGUUAGUCGUCUCCGUGAUGUUCAGAUUCCAAAUAGUUUCUAUUUCCUCGUUCCGCUGGUUUGACCCAUUUUUGUGUUUUUUCUUAUUUUGAAAGCAUUUUAGCGCAAAGCUGAACAGACUGUUCGUUUGCAGGUGAAGCUCCUCAUGUUUAACAGAAAUAGGCCAACAUUACAUAAAUUAUUGGAAUUAAUGACACUUUUAUUUUUGUCCUUCAUUGGAAGUCACUCUCACUAAGUCCCUUGUUCAUACAGUAUUUCUCUUCAUAAUGCUGCAAACAUGGAUGUCACUCAACACAAAAUCAUUUGUCAUCCAGAAACUCUUAUUUGCUGUAUAUUGUCUUGUUUUCUUCUGCUUCAAACGUUUUUUUUAAUAUUAAUAAAUGAGAUUUUUUUUUUUUAAAUCAGUUGUUGACUGAAUGACAUGACUUGUUAAUACAGUACUUUUUAACUUGGCAAGAAAUUUCCAUCAAUCACAAUUUUACAAGAGUGUGACUUGGCAAUUGCUACUUGAGUCCAGAAAAUAAGACUAGAUCAGGGGUGUCAAGCUUGUUUUUGUCGCGGGCCACGUUGUGGUUACGGUUUCCCUCGGAGGGCCGUUAUGACUGUGACAUCAUAAAAAAAUCUUUCACCGCCUAAUCAUGUUUACGCGUGGAAUUUAUGAAAUGCGUUUGGAAUCAGAAAUCAAGGCUAUGAGUUUUUCAACUGUUGUUGAUCUUUGGAAACGCAAAAAUGCUUGCUCUAUCUCAACGUUAUCAUUUAGGAUGUGAAAAUUGGAAAUUUUGGUCCAGAUUUGAGCAAAAAUCACAGAAGUUGAUGCACAUGAUUUGCCUUCGUGGACCACAUAAAAUCAAGCGGCAGGCCAGAUCUAGCCUCCGGGCCUGGAGUUUGACACCUGUGCUCUCGAUGACUACAAAUAAAUUAUUGAGCUAAGAAAUAAUUAGCGCAAAAAAGCGAUGCCGCACAUUUAUUUAAUGAAGCUGAACUCUUUAAAUGCCUAUGCUGGUUGUGCCUUUCUGUGUCAACAAAACAAAAAAAAGCAUUUGUCCCACCAUGUCAAAAGUCAUCUUUUUUUUUGACAAGUGACACACAAGACUCACAACACAAGUGCGAGGGCAAACGCCGGUCCGAGAUGACAUAAGUGCAAAAAAAAAAAAAAGUAAAUUCAGGUCAUCGCAUACUGUACCAUUUGGUUCUUGAGAUUUGCUUCUGAUUUCCUCUCACUUCAGGAUGUGGGUCUGACUCAAGUAAAAGUAGACCAACAUUUCA
Molecule: messenger RNA, 2076 nt
Organism: Syngnathoides biaculeatus (alligator pipefish)
Lineage: Eukaryota; Metazoa; Chordata; Actinopteri; Syngnathiformes; Syngnathidae
Gene: zmat2
Product: zinc finger, matrin-type 2
Exons: 6
Coding region: 55-720 (221 amino acids)
Biological process (GO): mRNA splicing, via spliceosome
Cellular component (GO): spliceosomal complex; U4/U6 x U5 tri-snRNP complex
Molecular function (GO): nucleic acid binding; zinc ion binding
Source: RefSeq, a predicted model, not a curated record